GGGAGGAAGAAAGAGAGAUGAGUGGGUGGUUCGCGUCUGCGCAUUUUUCGAUGGGUCGCUCGGUCGCUCGGUCGCUCGGUCGCUCGUACUGUGCUUCUCGUUCCCUCGUCCUCGGGUAUUGAUUUCCGUAGAAGGUUAGGACGCGGCUUAGAUGUGUGUUGUCUACGCUACCGUUAGCAGCCAGCUACGUUUUCUGUAACGUCGCGCGCGUAUUUGUGGGCCGGCCUCCACCUCCACAUCCACCUUCUCUCUCUCUCUCUCUCUCUCUGUCGUUUUCUCUCUCUCUUUCUCCUCUUUUACGAAGAGUUCCCAAGUGUUGCGCCAACUUUCGCCAUCCUCGCUGGUGUUUCGACUGUCAGAGGAGAACGCGUGGUGCCUGUCUUCUUGUCUUCGAGGAAGAGAGCUUUAAUUUCGUCUGUCUGUCAGUCUCGUUUUAUCUUCUUUUCUCUCAUGUCGCAUCGGUUCUUUCAUCUCGAAUCGUUUAAUCGGACGUAUCGUCAUUGGACACAGUAACACGUGAGAGAUCUUAAACCGUUUGAUUUCUUCUUUCUCUUCGUAUUUGAAAGAAGAGAAGGAGUACACGAGGAAGAGAUUCCUCGUUCAACAGAAGACUUCGAUUUAGCUGGGUAGGCUCAACCAGCGCUUCGGGGCACCUUCCGAGAUGCCUGCACCAACGUCAACGACGGGUGCGGCCGAAAGUGGCCCACCUCGCACCGAAUUGCAAGAAUUACAGCUGAAGGCCGACCAGACCACCGAUGAGUCCUUGGAGAGUACGAGGCGUAUGCUGGCAUUAUGCGAGGAGAGCCACGAGGUCGGGAUGAAAACUCUCGUUAUGCUGGACGAGCAAGGCGAGCAAUUGGAUCGAAUCGAGGAGGGCAUGGACCAGAUCAAUGCGGACAUGCGAGAAGCAGAGAAGAAUCUUACCGGGAUGGAAAAAUGCUGCGGUCUCUGCGUUCUCCCGUGUAACAAGAGUGCAAGUUUCAAAGAGGACGAGGGAACGUGGAAGGGUAACGACGAUGGUAAGGUCGUGAAUAAUCAGCCUCAACGCGUGAUGGAUGAACGCAAUGGACUCGGCCCUCAGGGUGGCUAUAUCGCUAAGAUCACGAACGAUGCGCGUGAAAACGAAAUGGAAGACAAUAUGGGCCAGGUGUCGACGAUGAUCGGCAAUCUCAGAAACAUGGCUAUCGAUAUGGGUAGCGAGCUCGAGAAUCAAAAUCGACAAAUCGACAGGAUCAACCGGAAGGGCGAGUCGAACGAAACGAGGAUAGCCGUGGCGAAUCAACGUGCACACGCCUUGCUCAAGUAAAAGUUGAGUGUGUGGUACUCAACUGUCCGGGGCGAAUCGAACGACACAAGGAUACAGGUGGCCAACGAGCGAGCCCAUCAGCUGCUCAAGUAAAAACCACUCACGACCAUCUCUCUCUGCACCCCCGUCUCGGCCACCGGCAUUACCGAUACCAUCAUCAUGUACAACAACAACAACAACAACAACAACAACAACCACCACAAAAUACAACAAUCAACACCAAGACAAGUACUAUCACAAUUAUACUUACAAUUUACACUAUACAUACAUAUGUAUACGCUUUCCUUUUUUCUUCCUUUCUUACUUACCUAUUACCCUCUUAAUCUAUAUACCUGUAUUAUUAUUCGCUGAUAAGAUAUCACCGAAGGGAUGAACAAAAUGGAAAGGAUAACGUUCUCAUAGGAUAAUUGUUAAUCAACAAGAUUUAUGGUCUUUUGAUUUCUAACUUUCUUUGAUUUCUAACUUGAUAAAUCGUCCAUGUUUCUUUUUUUCUAUCUCUGUAUUUAUUCUUUGCUUCAUAACAGUAUUUCCAAUUAUCUUGACGUUACUUAUUGCUUUACGUAAUUGUUAUUAAUUUAAAAAAAAAGGAAAUAGAAUGUCUACUCAUAUAUAUUCGUAAUAUCGUUCGACGAAUCAUUUCUUUAUCGAUACUAAGACGCGAAAACAUAUCGUUUGGCAUUAAUGUCGCUGUAAUUUUCCGUACUUAAGGAAGCUUCCUAAGUCAAACUGUGUAUUAAAGACGAUAGCAAUGCUCUUAUUGUAUGUACCGUGAAUUUGAUAUACUGAUUCAUUAAACGGUUUGUCACAUCGAUUAGCCAGUCCCCGUCCAUCUUUAAUAAAAACAAAAAAGUAUUUAUUUAUUUAUCCUUUCACAUUAUACUCACCCGACUUCUUUAUUCUUUUUUCUUUUUUUUUUUUUUCAUCAAUCGUGUCUCUCUACACACGCGAUAUACACACGCAAUUUACACACGCGUACACACGUACACGUACUCACGUUUUACGUUCACGCUCACCUUAUCACCGUACGUCGCUGAAAAAAAAAGAAAAAGCAAAAAAAAAACAAACAAAAUAAUAAACAAAAUAGAAAGAGAAAUUAACUAGAAAAAAAAAUCUUUUUCGCGACGGAUCUUCAUCGCUCGUGCAAAAUAUCCAACGAGCUCGUCGUGCACUUUAAAAUCGCGUCAUGUUUUAAAUCUUUAAAUAUACGGCGCUUGAUUAGAGUUCUCAGCGGGAACUAAUCCGCGAUUAGUAGACGCCGAGAAGAAUUGUAAAUUUUAAGUCGACUCACGACGCGCAUUAGAGAUAAGCGAGAAUAAUAAUAUACGAGAGUCAAGUUUCUUAUCUCGACGAUCCGCUAACGAGUACAAAGCUAAUAAAAAAGAAAAAAAAAACAAAAAAAGAAAACAAUUAUAACGAAUAAUUACAUAGAUCGAGACGGCAUUGCCCGAGAUUUUCCCUAUUAUCGUUAUUAUUAUUAUUAUCAUUAUCAUUAUUAUUAUUGUCAUUAUUGUAAUAAUUAUUAUUAUUGUAAAAGCGCGAUCUUUAAUUAUCGGCGCUAUCGAGAUAUGCAAUACCUCUCUUGUAUAUGAAAAUUCAAUUAAUAUAAAAGAAAAUGAAAAGAAAAAACACAAUAACAAUAACAACAACAACAACAACAACAACGACAACAACAAUAACAACCCUUAAAACGAAACAGAAACACACACGAAAGAAAAGAAAAAGAAGGACGACUCGCGUAACGAGAGACGGCACGAACUCGAGUUUCGAGCUCUUCUUAUUCAACGGGUUAAAGAAUGUCAAUGACAGCUGAUAGUGGAACAUACACACACGCGAAAUCAAGAAUAAAAAAAGAGACGAAGAAACAUAUAUAGUAAUCACGACACAAUAUGACUAAUGAGAGAGAAAAGAUAAAAUCUAGGCCUUUUUAUAAGUAACGUAAAAAAAAGGAUCGACGAAUUUUCGUGUAUCGUUCGUUCGAUCUUGCCUUUGGAGUUUCGUGAUUCUUUUUUUAUUUUUUUUUUCCUUUCUUUUUCUUCUUUUAAUUUCAAACUCUGACCCCGAUUUGGUAUGAAGAAUAUGACAUCGUGCAUUUUGGAAAGAUUUUGAUGUGUAACUUGUAACGUGACAACGUGACUUGAUACUCAGGAAUAUAUAUAUAUAUAUAUAUACACACAUAUAUGGAUGUGAGUUAUCUAAGAUUUUUUCAUAAAUGAAUCUGAAAUAUUUUCAUUUUUCUUAUCUGUAGAGAUACAACAAAUCUCAAAUAAAGAGAACGUUAUUGAUUAUUAAUUUCUAUAUAUAAAAAAGAAAAGAAGAAUUGUAAAUCGUGUCGGUUACAGGAAAAUAUAAAUCUUUAAAGGUAAAAAACCCUUUUGCUUAUUUGCUCGCUCUAAGUAAAAUUGCUUUACGUCAAAAGUUCUUUUUUUAUCUCAUCAAAAUCGAUAUGAAGAUAUUUUAAGGUCUGGUCUUAGGUGACUCACCCAAUAUGUAUAUGUGCAUGUAUCUAUGUAUACACAUGACGAUUUUUAUCGUAUAAACAUUUUUCUCUCUCACAUAUAUGCAUGUAUAUAUUUCGUUAUAUACGAGGAUUCACAUAAACAUACACAAAUCAGACACACACACACAAACACAUAUGUACACACGCACGCGUAUACACGUAAUAUCGAGAGGAAUACGACAAGGAAAAAGGAUAUGUCAGGCGCGAGAAAAGGGGUGGGGAUAAGGGAGAGGAGCCGCAGAUAGAAAGAAAUAGAUAAAAAAGAAAGGGGGAAAAGUAAUCGGAGGAGAUGGAAAGGAGAAGAAGGAGGAGAGGAGAGAAGGAAAAUCAAGAUUAGAAGAAAAAUCCAAAGCAGAAAAGGGAAGAAAGAAGCCAAAGAAACUGAAGAGGAGGAGGAGAAGGAGCAGGAGAAAGAAGAAGAAGGAAAAAAAAUGAAAAAAAAAGAAAAAAGAAAAUAGAGAUCGAUAAGCUCAACGAGAAAAACGCGUCGUGGUCGUCGAGAAGUUGUCCCGAACAAAACUUGUAGAUAAAUAUAAUCUCCCUUUUUUAAUCGUCUCAAGAAAUCACACGACUCAACAUAUGCACGCAACAAACACGUACACGACAUACGCACACAUACGUACAAAACGCAUCUACAUAUAACACGAACAUAAGUCGUAGCGGUUAGCUGUUCUCCAUCUUCCCCAAAGUUUACGCGCCCGCGUGCUCUACGAGCGCGUCGAGGUCACAGUAAGGUAUAACUCCAAUAGUUAGCUGAUAAAGAGAGGAAUGGAAAGAGGAAGAGAGGACAUAAAAAUUAACAAAGAAAAUAAAAAAGAAAAAAAAAGAAAUAAGAAAAAGAGAAAAAAAAUGAAACCAAAAUUAUUUAUCCUACAGAGCAGGGCACAAACUACUAACGUAGAGAAAGAGAUAGCGAAAAGGGAGACAUACUAAGCGAGAGAGAGAGAGGGAGAGAAUGUGAGAUCGUAUGUAAGAGGAUGAACGAAAGAGAGAGAGAGAGAGAGAGAGAGAGAGAGAGAGAGAGAGAGUUAUAUACAUACAUAUAUAUAUAUACAUAUAUAUAUACAUAUAUACAUAUAUAUAUAUAUAUAUAUAUAUAUAUAUAUAUACACAUAUUUAUGAAACCUUUCCAUUGCACUUUUGCUUUUUACCACUCGAAUAUGUCGACUAACAAAUAAGAUCGCGACUCGCGACCCUUGGACGCUUCGCUGGCCGAACGUGUACUGAUCAAAGUUGAUUAAAAAAGAAAAUAAAAAAAAAGAAAUAAAAUAAAAAGAAUAUAAAAAAAAGAAAAAAAGGAUUGUAAGAUUGAAGGAGAAUAGAAGAUAUAAGAAAAAUAAAAAAAAAGUAAUGUCGUGCGAUCCCGAUUAUGGAAACGUGUUACUCGCGUGGGUGUAUACGUGUGUAUGUACGCGCGUGUGCGUACGCCUGUUCUGAAGAAAAUUUGAAAUCGGGAGGGAAAGAGAAACGACUCGAGGAUCGUUAGAGGUCUAUCUCGUUAUACAGUGUACGUCGGGAGAGAUAGAGAAAGAGGGAAAAAAUAUUAUUCUGACUUAUAUUAAUCGAAUAAAAAAAAAAAAAGAAAAAAAAAAGAAAAAGAUAAAAGCGAUAGGUGAAGGAGGUAUAGAGAUGACGAUGACGAUGACGAUGACGAUGACGAUGAUGAAGUGUUGUUACGUGUGUAUAUAUAUAUAUUAUAUAUGUAUAUGUGUGUGUAUGUACAUGUAUGUAUACAUACACACACAUAUAAAUAUCUAUACAUAUAUGCGUAUGACUAUAAAAAUAUAUUUAUACGUGUGCGUGAGUAAUGUGUGUAUUAUACUUGCGUGUUUAUAUUAUGUAAUACAUAAGAUACACGCACGUACGCACGUAGGUGGAGAAGGCGCGAUUUACAAAAAAAAGAAAAAGACAAAAAGAAAGAAAAAAGAAAAGAAAAAAAAACAAAUAAUGCGGUGAAGAGUCCCUUUUUCUCCCGAGACCCUUUUAGCUCUCUUCUAAAUUUUAGAGAAUCGUUAUUAUGUAUUUAAAAGCAUCGGUUAAUGUCAUUGAUACCGUGUAGGUAAAACGAAGAAUGUAGCGAGGAUGUGAAAAAUGAAUUAAUAUAAAAAAAGAGAGAUAAAGGCGAUAAAAAAUAAAAAAAUGGGAUCGAGCAAUAUUAUUAUUAUGAUUAUUGAUUAUCUAUUAUACGAUUGUAUUGUACCAUUAACUUCGUCGUUAUAAAGUCUUUGUCGUCUCCUAUAAACGAGAGAUUAAGAAAACAGAAGAAAAAAAAACAAAAAUGGAAAAAAGUAAAAAAAGAAAAAAAAAGAAAAAAAAAGUAAACGAAGAAGACACAAAAAAAUCAACACAUACAUAUACACAUACAUACACAUAUGCAUAUACGUAUACAUAUACAGACAUACAAUAAAAACAAUAAAAAAAAAUACCUUGCGUUCGCUAUUUUCGGGACAUUCAUCUCAUAGCCCGGGGAUAAGGCGAAUAAAUAUAUUAUAUAUUAUAUAGCGAGAACUAACGUGAUUAUAAAUGCGUUAUUUAAAACGCGUACUUUUAAAUACCUAUUCACAAAUGUAUAGAUAAAACGCAGAUAGACCUUAGCAAAGGAGUAGAUAGAGAAUGAUAGAGGAGUUAGAUUCAGAGAAAGAAAGAGAGAGAGAGAGUGAGAUUAAGAAUAGGCGACUGUGUGUUUGAGGGAGAGAAAGAGAAAGAGAGACAUGAGAGAGAGAGGAUCGAAAAAGAGAGAAUGUUUAUGUACAUGUGUGUGUGAAUGAGAGAACGAAAGGGAAAAAGAGAACGAAAAGUUCACGAGAGAGAAUGAAUAGGGGCAAAAUGAGGUCAAUGAAGAGAGAAAGAGAGAGAGAGAGAGAGAGAAGUGAUAGAGAGCUAUGGUUACUCGAGAGAGAUCACUGCCUUUGUAUCGAAGUGAUCAGAAUGAAUGUAUGUGCCGACUUUUUGGUACCGUAUAUUAAUAGUAGGUCGAACGAAGUAUGUCUGUAAAAUAAAAAAGAAAAAAAGUAAUAAAAAAAAUAAUAAAAAAUAAAAAGUAAAAAAAAAAAAGAAUUACCAAAUACAAAAACGAGGAUUAGUGUUGCUCUCUCGAGUCAAACCAUCGCACAGCGUUUUGCAAUUUGUCCGAAUUAGGUUGCCUCCUAAUUAACGAUACACUUCAACGAAUUUUGUGAGAACGAGAGAGAGAGAGAGAGAGAGAGAAAGAUAUAUAUAGAUGAUAAAAAAUGACAGCUCUUAUCUUUCGCGAUGAGAUCCAAUGCGCGUGGAAUAUUGCAAAUAUGUACAUACGUAUGUAUAUAUAAUGUGUAUACGUAUGUAUACAUAUAUUCGGUUAGUCUCAGGUUUGACAAAACGGCUUAAAAUUAAAAAGAGAGAUAGAGAGAAAAAGAUACAUAGAUAGAUAGAGAGACUUAAAUCCGUUUGAAAAUAGACGAGCAUAUUUCAUUAUCUCUUUUUUUUUUCUGUUAUCUUGCGAUGUUGGGUUUGGCCCAGUUUUCAGGUUCGCGUUCGUUAACUAUUCUCGCUUUCUUUCUCUUUUGGAUUUCCAACUCUGUGAAUGGAAAUUAAGCGUGUUACGGUUUCUUUUUUUUCUUUCUUCCUUUUCUUUCUCUCUCGAGAUCUCUAUUUUCGUUCCACUUUAAGUUUCAAACGAGAUAUCCUCUUUUACUUACGCAAAAAAAAAAGAAAAAAGAGAGAAAAAAGAAGAAAAACAUGUAUCGUAAAAUUGAUAAGACCAACCAAAAAAGAAAGAUUCCACGUUAUCAUGGAUCUCAUUGCGAGUGCGUGCUCAAUUCGAGAUCGAUUUACUGGGACCACCGUUGCAAAUGUUGCAAGGUGAGGCGAGAGACUUUAUAUUAGUCCAUGAAUGGGAGAGAAAGAGGGAACGAAUGACACAGAGAAAGAGAGAGAGAGAGAGAGAGAGAGAGAGAGAGAAAGAGAAGAAACAAGAAUGAUCGAUCGAUUGGUUUCUCGAGAGCGAAGGAUGAUGAGUGAGAGAGUGCUCGUGCCUAUCCGUGUACGUGUGUAAAUGCACAUACACACAACACGUAUACGCGUACACGCGUGGACAAUUAAAUAAUCGAGAUAAACCAUUAAAUUAAGCUUCUCUCUUUUUAGUACCAAUGCGUUGCUAGAUGUAUUUCAGAGAUCAUGGUAAUAAGAAGAAUUCUUCGACAGUACCGACAUGAUGAUUAUUAUUAUUAUUAUUAUUAUUAUAUUAUUAUUAUAUAACAAAUGCCUGUGUAUUUUACUUCUCGGCAAAUAAACAGAAUAUUGUAUGUUGCCGCUGUA
Vespula vulgaris is the source of this 8099-nucleotide messenger RNA. It is a transcript of the gene Snap25, whose product is annotated as synaptosomal-associated protein 25-like. Gene Ontology annotation, cellular component: SNARE complex; plasma membrane. Gene Ontology annotation, molecular function: SNAP receptor activity; syntaxin binding. The record is from RefSeq and is a predicted model, not a curated record. Gene Ontology annotation, biological process: exocytosis; synaptic vesicle priming; synaptic vesicle fusion to presynaptic active zone membrane. The transcript has 8 exons. NCBI's taxonomy places the organism in Eukaryota, Metazoa, Arthropoda, Insecta, Hymenoptera, Vespidae. The coding region runs from base 662 to 1306 and encodes 214 amino acids.